This is a messenger RNA of Seminavis robusta, 1947 nucleotides long. The record is from the annotation of a GenBank genome assembly. NCBI's taxonomy places the organism in Eukaryota, Bacillariophyta, Bacillariophyceae, Naviculales, Naviculaceae.
AUGGCACUCUUUCCAUGUGGUCGAAGAUUUGCUUACAAGUUCCUGUUCUUGAGUUUGAUGGUGUUUGGGGCUUUUGAACUCUAUCUGGAGAAUGAUGUAGUCCGGUCGGCCCUGGCCAGUAUCACCAAUACGGAACUGGAUUUGUGGCACACUGCCAAUGAUUGGGGCAUUCACAAUCCGUUCAUCACUCCAGAGGACCAAAGGAUGGCUGCAGUCAAAGCUGCCAGGGCAUCCAAAUCCAGUCAACCAGUCGCAUUGACCAACAAGAAUCUUCGAAACAAGCUUCGGGACGGACGCGCCAAGGUUCGUGCCAACAUGGAAAAGCAGCGGCAGAAGCAAGAUCCAAACACCAAAGAAGGAGCGCAGAAGAGAAAUGACAAGAAGCCCAAAAAGAAAUUCAGCACCGCUACGAGUACCGGUAGCAACCUACUAGAACGGCAGGCUCUGGAAAAUCAGGAGGAGUCCCUCAAAGACACGUCUGAGCCGACAAAGCAGAGGCAAACCAACCUCAAGAAGAAGAAGAAGAAAUUGGAUGAAGCCUUCAAGGAAGAACGAUUGAGUCUGGAGGAAAGUACCAAAACAAAGGAAAAAGUGAACGAAGAAGCAAAGAUUGAGAAGAGAGCAAAACCCGCUGUGGACACGGAAAACAGAAGCGACAAGUUGGAAAAGACAAAAACCUACAAGGCGCAGGCUACAGUCGACAAGAAAACUCAGAAGCACCUAUCCACUCCUCCCAAGAAAAAUGAUGGUCUAGACAAAGCUUCCAAGUCUGAUGCUGCCAAUGUGGAUACGGUCAAUUCCAAGCCAAGUCAUGCAUCCCUGCGAGGGGUCACAUCAUCCGCCACUGUUGAUCCAAAGACACAAGUUUCCAAGAAGAAGAAAGCUGUACAGCUACAGACUGACAAUGAAAGCGUUGGAGAGGACAAGCAUGCCAUGAUCACAAACGACAAGAGCAAGAAGCAAAAAAAGAAGCAGAAAGUCGAAACGAACAACGCAGACAGCAACAAUAGAAAGCACGAUGUAGAGUUGGAUGAUUUGGUUGCUUCUGCCACUGACAAGGGCAAGGACGAGAGCGCCAACAGAAGAACAAAGACAAAGGAGAGUACUGGUACCAAUGACAAAGAAUCCAAGGCCAAGAAAGCCGCCGCGAAAGAAAAGUUUGUGGGUGCGGUGGAGCCACUAUCUCAAACAACAAUCACCUCUGAUAGGGUGGAGCCUGGGACAGCGAAAACGACUAUUAGCACGGAAGAAAGGAUUGCCAAGGCUACUGCUCUCAUAAAUCGGGCCAGGCUCAGCAGGAGCUCUGCAAAAAUGGGCAACUUGAAGGAUUUUUUCAGCGCUAAAGAAACGUCAGAACUGGACAGCAUUGACUCCUUGAAACCAGAAAUUCCCGCCUCUUCCAAGAACAAGGGUUCGGUCAAAUCGGUCACAACCAAAGCAGUGAAGUCCAGCACCUCCAAAACGAAGACAACAAAGGAAAGGAUUGCAGCAGUUGAGGAAACAUUGCAAGAGGGUCUGUUAGAACCAGAUAUUGGCCGCAAAAAGAAGAAGGAGGAAAAAGGCCAAGGAAACAAGAAGGGCAAGGAAAAAGAAAUCAUGGACACAGAGGAAGAGGAUCCUGGACAGGAGCAGAACAAAGAGACAAUGAAGAAGGCAGCAAUGACCAGGACUAAGCAGGCCACUUUUGUAGAAGCAGCACAAAAGUCCAAAAUGCGAGACCAGGAACAGGGCAACAAGAAGGAGCGAAAAGGCAAGGAAAACAAGAAACUCAAUGAACGAGAAACCUUGGGCACAGAGGAGGAGGGUGCUGGCCAAGGGCGAAUGAAGGCACUUUUAGAGAGGAACGACUCGAUCAAGCCCCGACGUAUUAAGCCCGUGAUAUACAAGGGCUGGAACAAGAGAGGAAAGCGCACGGACGAGACACAGCAGCGCAGGGAGAUUUCAUAA